AUGCAGUUCUUCCCGAGCAUCGAAAUGCAUGCUGCCGCAAGACUAUCGAGCGCGCGGGUGGCCCUGUUCAGACGCUACAGCAGAAAUAUGGCAAAUCCAAAACCGAUCUUGACGGGCAAGUGCUUCCUCGAGCGCGCGCUCACGAAGAACGGCUUGUCGCACAACCUCUGCGACUUCAACCCGGUCGAAGUCGCGAUUGGAGUUUUAGCGGUUGCAUCAACCGCUAAAAGUAAAACCAAAACCAGCGCCGGCUCGACUAUAUAGCGCGCAGAAACCUGGUGGUGCCCACGAUCCAACAAGAGGUUUCCAACGGGUUGCGCGCCUCGCGUCUGACGAAGUGGUGGACUUCAACUGGUGCGCAUCCGGGGGCCCGAGAAUUGUUUCCGAGUGAGACGUCCGACGGAAUCAUCACCAUCACCAUUUGUCAUCGGCGUCGAUUUUCGGUGAGCUCUGAUUGCAACAAAGAUCAAUCGCGCGGUCCAGUUGAAGUGUAUGUGAGUCCCCACGUAUCAACGGCAACCACACUGCGGUGGUCGCUGGACGCCUCGACGUUGGCCAGAAGGCGCUGCAAAAUCGUCCCGCAACAGCAACGACGAUCUUGACUCCUAGAGUGAGCCACCGGCAUAGCAUUGUUCCAUCCAAGAGACUGCGUGUCCGAGGUCGAUGGACGC
Saprolegnia parasitica CBS 223.65 is the source of this 671-nucleotide messenger RNA. RefSeq lists its product as hypothetical. NCBI's taxonomy places the organism in Eukaryota, Oomycota, Saprolegniomycetes, Saprolegniales, Saprolegniaceae. The transcript is spliced from 4 exons. The record is from RefSeq and is a predicted model, not a curated record. Bases 1 to 264 code for a protein of 87 amino acids.